AAACCAAACGCCUCUCUCCAAAAAAGCUACAUUAGGUACUGAAGCUACCCUAUUGUAGCCGAACAACAAUUGCGACGACGAACCCCGAAGUCCUCGAGACAAAUUGUUCAAGAUGCAUCCCACGACGCGCCUUCGCAUGUUCCAGCCGACACGCCGCAUGUUGCGGCCCGUUCCCAACGAGGAGCAAGCUGCACACACCAUCUCGCAACGCCUUCGUCGUCUCCGAAAGAUCCCCCCGGAGUUGCUGCCCCUUGGCGUUGUCGUCGGUUUUGCUGUCAUUGCCGCCGCCUACUCCAGCCUGCGACACUUCAUGACCGACAAGACCAUCCGUCUGAAGCGUCAGAACCGUGCUGCCGACUCCCACAGUGAGGGACACGGCGAAGGCGCUCACUAGAUUUGGAAUGGAGGCAUGUGUAGCAUAGUUAGACGGAGUGUACAGCCAGUCUGCGGCAUUUGGGGAGCCAAAAAGUCACAACCGAACGGUGUACGUUGGGUAUUGUCACAAAUACGGACGCCAGGUUAUCAAGAGAUUAUUUCAUUUUUUUCCCGACUCUCAAA
Molecule: messenger RNA, 558 nt
Organism: Pyricularia grisea
Lineage: Eukaryota; Fungi; Ascomycota; Sordariomycetes; Magnaporthales; Pyriculariaceae
Exons: 4
Coding region: 113-394 (93 amino acids)
Source: RefSeq, a predicted model, not a curated record